Wyeomyia smithii (pitcher-plant mosquito) is the source of this 2907-nucleotide messenger RNA. RefSeq names its product transcription factor grauzone-like. Lineage: Eukaryota; Metazoa; Arthropoda; Insecta; Diptera; Culicidae. Gene Ontology annotation, biological process: regulation of transcription by RNA polymerase II. Gene Ontology annotation, molecular function: RNA polymerase II transcription regulatory region sequence-specific DNA binding; DNA-binding transcription factor activity, RNA polymerase II-specific; zinc ion binding. The transcript has 2 exons. The record is from RefSeq and is a predicted model, not a curated record. Gene Ontology annotation, cellular component: nucleus. The coding region runs from base 232 to 2337 and encodes 701 amino acids.
CAACAAUUGACAUUAAGGUUUUGGACUCAAUCUUGAUCCUUAUUUUGGUCAUGGGUCAUUUGAAUUAUUUCUAUAAACUGAAAUUUCUCGUCUACUGGCAGCCGCUUCGGCGGAUGGAGUAUAAAGUAACUAGUAAACAAAGUUUUGUUUCCGUAGCAAACACUUCGUAAACUCGUUACCUAAUUUGGCACUGAAAACAGAAUUUAUCUUGCCUCGGAGGCCCUUUCGAAGAUGAACAAUUGUCGUUUAUGUUUGAAAGACUUUCUGCUAUUGCAGAAAAGUUUUAAUAUUCACACGCUGAAGGAAAAGCUGCAGCUGGUGUUUUCAUUUGAGAUUAGUACAGAUAAAGAGUUUCCUGAGGUCAUAUGUCCAGCAUGCGUUGGAAUUAUUUCUCAAUUUUACAAAUACGCCUAUCAGGUGCAGCAAAACCAGCUGAAGUUAUACUAUGCCUUUCAGGAAAAGCUAACGACGUUGCCAGUCGCUCCAGCGCCAGAACAGGUGUUUACCAUGGUACCAUCUAUAGCAAUCGAACCCGCGGAAGAAACAUCAGCCCAUCAAAAAACAAACGUUAGUAGUGCGCCACAAAAUGAAACUAACCCGUUAGAAAUAGCUCCAAAAGCUAAAACUUCGACUGCCAAGUUUGAGAAAAAUUUGAUUAAUCGUUACUUGAAUAUGGUUUGUGAUAUAUGUAAGGAAGAUUUGUUCACUUACCAGAAGCUUGAAGUUCACUUUAAAAAAUAUCACGCUAAGCGCUGUUAUAUAUCAUGCUGUGGGCAGAAAUUAACCACUGAUGCGAUGCUGUCCGAGCAUUUGAAAAAGCAUAUGAGUGGAACGAAAAGGAAGGAUACUUCAGCAUCUUGGGAAAAGAGAGUGAUGUAUGCUUUUGGGUCUAUUUUAACAGACUUCAAGCGUGAUCUAGAAGGAUAUGAACCUUUACCAAACAUGGAUCUGGCGUUGAAGGGAGAUACCUACGAGCAACAGAAAAUGUACGAUGUUCAGGACUACCUAGUGCAAAAUUAUUUUUGCUUAGAUUGCGAGCUGUGUGGUACCAAGCUCGAUAAUCAAGAUGAUCGUCGAUUCCAUUUUCGUCAGAAUCAUCCAAAAGAGAAAUAUUAUGUCUCUUGCUGCAAACAGCGAUUCUCUACGCGAAUUAGCAUUAUGCGUCACAUGAAUCGACACUGGAAACACGUUACGAGUAAAAAUAAUGCUGGAAAGCCAUUAGCUAACAAUAGGCUAGAGCCAGCAGAAGUAGUCGAGCCUGUAGUUCAUUUACUUAAUGUAAAGUGGCAACGAGAAUUGAAUCCCACCUACGAUCCGUUGAUAAACGAAUUCCGAGAUGAGCUGAUAGCUGGAGGUUUCAAUCCUCCGCCCAAAGCACCGGAAUACAAAACCGAGGAAGAUCAAAAACUACUACAUCAAAUGCAGGAUUUUUUGAUUGCCAAGCAUAGUCCCUUGAACUGUGAGUUAUGCGGAGCAGAGAUAGCAACCUACUUGGGACGGCGGGAACACUUCCGCGUGGGUCAUCCCAAGCAGAAAUUUUUCAUCUUAUGCUGCGGCAGAAAGCUGGUUCAACGGUAUAAAAUUGUGAUACAUUUAAUGCGUCACCGGAAAGGAUUACCAAUCAAUUCAGCGUACAGCAUACGCAACAUCCCAGCGGACAUGUAUGAGAAACAUGAACAUGAUGAUGCCAUUAUAGAAGCCUACUACAAAAUGGACUGCGAAAUUUGCGACUACACUGGUAAUUCGUAUCUAGGCUUGAGAGCUCACUUCCAGAAGGAUCAUCGUGAAGAGGGCUUCUUCAUCACAUGCUGCAAUAGACGCUUCAAAACAAAAUUUCACAUUCUAGAGCAUAUUGCAGGCCAUCAAAAACCGGGAGCCGUGAAAUGCGAGCAUUGUGAAGCAACUUUUUCAACCGAAAGGAUGCGCAAAGCUCAUAUGAGUCGAAAACACGUCAGUGAAGAGGAAAAGUUGUACCGAUGUGAUCACUGUGUUGAGUCGUUUGCAACCAGAAAUCUUCUAGUGCUACAUUCUUAUAAGCAUGAAAUGGUGACAUGCGACAUAUGCGGGGUAGAAAUGAAACGCUGCUCGCUGCGAGUGCACAAGAUCAACAUCCACAAACUGGGGGAAGAAAUCGUUUGCCAUGUGUGUGCCAAGGUGUUCCAUUCGAAGCACAUGUUUAACAAACACUACCGUGCAGCCCAUCUGGGAAUCCGCAAAAAGUACAAGCGAAAGUCACGCGCCAAGAAAAAGUCAACCAUUGAAGAGGGACCAACGGAAACGGCAGCCACGACUCCGGCGAUUGGUUGUUACGAUUCAACUCAACUAGCUGUCUUGUAAGAUUCUACUACCGUCCUGAAACUGUAGUUGACAUCACCCAACAUAUAGAAAUAUUUCUUAAGAUAUACAUACUCCUAACACAAUUAUGUCUGUUAAUUCGAUAAUAUCAGCAGCCAGGGUUGUACUUAUGAUUAUCACAGGAUUUCGUAAAAUUUUAGAAACGUUCAUCCCAUCUAGUACGCAAGGUCAGCUACAAACUUAUGCUUUAUUGGUUUCGGCAAUGUUACCCAAGUAACAUUAGCAUGCACAGGGAUUUAUAUGUAUCAUCGUAAUCUGUUUGCAGAGGUCAAAUUUAAAAUGCAUCCAUUCUAACAAUCUUCUCUGCGAUUGUACAAAUCCCAUGCUAUAACAUCGAUGAAUGAUGUUCAACGAUCGGGACCUUCAAGUCAAGCAACUAAUCUCUAGAAGAUGUUUGUUUUUGAAAGUUCGAAGUACUUACUCUUUCACCAAGUUAAAACUACGAUUAAUAUUUGUGCUUCUUAUGCUUUUCCGACCGCGAACUGGUGGCGUAACGAUACGCUUCCCUGCUCGAUCUUGUCGGUGAAGGAGACCUGAAAAAUAACCUGCAUC